Galeopterus variegatus (Sunda flying lemur) is the source of this 3096-nucleotide messenger RNA. It is a transcript of the gene TTC7B, whose product is annotated as tetratricopeptide repeat domain 7B. Gene Ontology annotation, biological process: phosphatidylinositol phosphate biosynthetic process; protein localization to plasma membrane. The record is from RefSeq and is a predicted model, not a curated record. Lineage: Eukaryota; Metazoa; Chordata; Mammalia; Dermoptera; Cynocephalidae. Gene Ontology annotation, cellular component: plasma membrane. Gene Ontology annotation, molecular function: protein binding. The transcript is spliced from 19 exons. Bases 1 to 2352 code for a protein of 783 amino acids.
AUGCUCAGCUGGUAUGACAUGGCAGAACUUCUCCUCGGAGAGUCGAAGCUGGAGCAGUAUCUGAAGGAACACCCCCUGAGGCAGGGGGCCAGUCCCCGGGGCCCCAGGCCCCAGCUGACUGAGGUCCGCAAGCAUCUGACUGCUGCCCUGGACCGAGGGAACCUCAAGUCAGAAUUCCUACAAGAAUCCAAUCUCAUCAUGGCCAAGUUGAAUUAUGUGGAAGGAGAUUAUAAAGAAGCUCUGAACAUUUAUGCCCGCGUGGGCCUCGAUGACUUGCCACUGACAGCCGUCCCUCCAUACAGGCUGCGGAUGAUGGCCGAAGCCUUCGCUACCAAAGGACUUUGUUUAGAAAAGCUGCCUGUUUCAUCUUCUACCAGUAAUCUCCAUGUGGACCGGGAACAGGAUGUCAUUACCUGUUAUGAGAAAGCAGGGGAUAUUGCACUGCUGUACCUCCAAGAGAUAGAAAAGGUAAUACUUACUAAUAUUCAAAACAGAAGCCCUAAGCCUGGCCCUGCUCCCCACGAUCAAGAACUAGGUUUUUUCCUAGAAACAGGACUUCAGAGAGCCCAUGUCCUCUAUUUCAAAAAUGGGAACUUGACAAGAGGAGUCGGGAGAUUUAGAGAGAUUCUCAGAGCAGUGGAAACAAGAACAACACAAAACCUGCGAAUGACAAUAGCCAGGCAGCUGGCAGAGAUCUUGUUGCGGGGUAUGUGUGAGCAGAGCUACUGGAACCCUCUGGAGGACCCACCAUGCCAGUCACCUCUGGACGAUCCUCUCCGGAAAGGAGCAAACACAAAAACCUACACCCUCACCCGGAGAGCCCGCAUCUACUCAGGAGAGAACAUUUUUUGUCCUCAAGAAAAUACUGAAGAAGCCCUUUUGUUAUUGCUGAUUAGUGAAUCAAUGGCCAACCGGGACGCUGUGCUGAGCAGGAUCCCUGAGCACAAGAGCGACCGCCUCAUCAGUCUGCAGAGUGCGUCUGUAGUCUAUGAUUUGCUGACCAUUGCUCUUGGAAGAAGAGGCCAGUAUGAGAUGCUGUCGGAGCCUCUUGCCAAGUCUGCUCGUGCCGUGAAGGUGCUGAAAGAGUGUAUCCGUCUGAAGCCCGACGAUGCCACCAUCCCUCUCCUUGCUGCCAAGCUGUGUAUGGGCUCCCUUCACUGGUUGGAAGAGGCUGAAAAGUUUGCCAAAACUGUCGUUGAUGUGGGAGAAAAAACGUCAGAGUUCAAGGCCAAAGGCUACUUAGCUCUGGGGCUCACGUACAGUCUGCAGGCCACUGACGCUUCUUUGCGAGGGAUGCAGGAGGUCCUACAGAGAAAGGCGCUUCUUGCAUUUCAGAGGGCCCACAGCCUGUCACCUACAGAUCACCAAGCAGCUUUCUACCUGGCUCUGCAGCUUGCCAUCUCCAGACAGAUACCAGAGGCUCUGGGAUAUGUUCGCCAAGCUCUCCAACUUCAAGGUGAUGAUGUCAACUCUCUGCACCUCCUUGCCCUCUUAUUGUCAGCACAGAAGCAUUACCAUGAUGCUCUGAACAUCAUCGACAUGGCCCUGAGUGAAUAUCCCGAAAAUUUUAUACUACUGUUUUCCAAAGUGAAGUUGGAGUCCCUCUGCCGCGGCCCGGAUGAAGCGCUGCUCACUUGUAAGCACAUGUUACAAAUAUGGAAAUCCUGUUACAACCUAACCAACCCUAGUGAUUCUGGACGUGGGAGCAGCCUCUUAGAUAGAACCAUUGCUGACAGACGACAGCUUAAUACAAUUACUUUGCCAGACUUCAGUGAUCCUGAGACAGGCUCUCUCCAUGCCACAUCAGUAGCAGCCUCCAGAGUGGAGCAGGCACUGUCAGAAGUGGCCUCGUCUCUGCAGAGCAGUGCCCCCAAGCAGGGCCCACUGCACCCCUGGAUGACACUGGCACAGAUCUGGCUCCAUGCAGCUGAAGUCUACAUCGGCAUUGGGAAACCUGCAGAAGCCACAGCCUGUACCCAAGAAGCUGCCAACCUCUUCCCGAUGUCCCACAAUGUCCUGUACAUGCGGGGCCAGGUGGCCGAGCUCCGAGGAAACAUGGAUGAAGGCCGGCGGUGGUAUGAGGAGGCCUUAUCCAUCAGCCCCACUCACGUGAAGAGCAUGCAGCGGCUGGCCCUGAUCCUUCACCAGCUGGGCCGCUACAGUCUGGCAGAGAAGAUCCUCCGGGAUGCAGUGCAGGUGAACUCAACAGCCCACGAGGUCUGGAAUGGGCUGGGUGAGGUCCUCCAAGCUCAGGGCAACGACACGGCAGCCACCGAGUGCUUCCUGACAGCCUUGGAGCUGGAGGCCAGCAGCCCCGCUGUGCCCUUCACCAUCAUCCCCCGCAUUCUCUGAGCGGGCACCACCGGCCUCGCCUGCCACUCAGGCCCCGGAGGCCCAUUGCCCGGAGGGACGCACCCGCCUCACGGAGGCCAGGGAUGAAUGUUCGAUUGACCACAGUGAACUAACCAAACCAACCUGAAUCAUCGCUCUCUCCACACACGUUUCUCUGGUUGUUUUUGCCAGCCCAAUGGUAGUUUCUGACCUACUGACCUUGUUCAAAAUGGAUUAUGUGCCAUAUUUUGUUGUCAUCUGAGUUUUAAGUAAAAUGAUUAUGGAAUUAAUCAGCAGAUGUAGAGGAAUAUAUUCGAAGUUAAAGUUCAGUGGCGGAACAGAUUAUUUUUAUCAGAGCUGUAAAGAAAACUGUCCUCUCCUCCUACCGUCACUCUUGCCCCACUUGGCCCAGAAACCAAAUGUGAACGUUCUGUUUCCCACCUCAGUGCUAGUCCACGCCAGGACACCAGCUGAUAACUCCCUGGUUUUAUUGUCAAUAAUUGUACCAUGUGAUGAAUUACUGUCCGCACUUAGAACAAAGCCUGAGUCCAAGAAUAUUUAUAUUUUACCAAUAUAUGCCUGUUACAAGAGAAGGAAAUAUGAGUUAUUUAAGUUUAACUUUUUUAUGUGAAUUCAGAGUUUAUUUAUCGAUGGAAAUAUGUACAAAGAAGCUUCAAAUGGAAUAUUUACCGACAUUCCUUAUACAUGACGGACACUUGGCUAAAUGGGAAGAUGAUGUUAAUAAUAAAAUGAUUUUUAAAUGGA